Messenger RNA from Mytilus trossulus (common blue mussel), 2856 nucleotides. RefSeq names its product rootletin-like. The transcript has 15 exons. NCBI's taxonomy places the organism in Eukaryota, Metazoa, Mollusca, Bivalvia, Mytilida, Mytilidae. Gene Ontology annotation, biological process: cilium assembly. Gene Ontology annotation, cellular component: centriole; centrosome. Bases 1 to 2598 code for a protein of 865 amino acids. The record is from RefSeq and is a predicted model, not a curated record.
AUGCUGAAUCUGAUAAGUUCAGUUUUAGGGACACCAGUAAUGAUUGAACCGAAGUUUAAUGGGGAAGGAAUUGACUACAACGAAACACCAUCUGAAAAUCUUGUUCAGCAGAACAAUGAGUUACGGAGUAAACUUGAGGAGGAACAUCAAAGUUACAAAUAUAAACUCCAGGCUUAUGAAGAGGAACAACAGAAACAAGCUGAACUUGCACAGAAACUUCAAGCCAAGGUGGUUGAGAUAGAAGCCAGUCGUGAAGCCCUCAGAAAGGAACUUGCUAACACUCAACGUAAGAUCGGUGAAGUUGUCAAGGAGAGCAGAAUGAAAGAGAAAGAUUACCAUAUGGCACUUGAAGACAGCCGCAGAUUUGAAAGGAAAAUGGAAGACCAAAGACGUAACUUAGAAAUCCAAUUUGAAAAUACAAAUGCUGAAAAUGAAGAAUUGAAAUUGAGGUUAAAUGGAGCUGAAGGACGAGUCAACGCCCUUGAAGCAACCCUUGCUAGACUUGAGGGUGCUAAACGUGACAUUGAAUUCAAACUUAGUAGCAUUGUGUCAAGUUUGAGAAGGACCAUUGGAUUCAGACAAGAAAUGCCAAGAGCCCGUAGUCCAGUAAGGUCCCGAUCCACCAGCCCAAGGCGAUCCAGACCAAAUUCUCCAGCUAAAGGAUUUGAGAAUACAUAUGCCACCACUACUGAAGGCCGAGGUAGUCCUAUUCAAAGAACUGAGUCACCUGAUAGAGCAGUUAGUCCAAUCAGAGUGUCAUCACUAGGUGUGUCACCUUCCAGAUUUGAAAUGGCAACUGUUGAUGUGGACCCAGAAGCUGUCAGAAUGGCUCUCCGUGACUUUGUACAACAGUUGGCUAAUGCUGAGAGAGAAAGGGAUGAUGUUCUGGCCAAUACAAAGAGUAUGGGAAUACAACUUCAGGAAUUAGAAGAUGAGAAGGGCAGAGUAGAGAGACGUUUGGAACAAUUACAGAAAUCUCUAGGAGAUGUAGAGGAAGACACGCGUGGAAUAGAUGGACGUCUUGCCAGUGCCCAGACCGCCUUGAUGCUCCAGGAGGAGACAAUUCGUCGUAAUGAAAGGGAACGCAAGAUUAUGCAAAAAAAAAUUAUUGUUUUGGAGCGCAGCCUGACCUCUGCUGAGACAGAGAAACGUGAACAGCUAGAGAAGAUUAACAAGAUGGAGGGCAGACUUGAUGAUGAUAAACGGGACUUGAGACAGGGUCUUGAAGAUGAUGAGAACAGAUGUAAUAAACUAGAACUGGCUACUACAUCUCUGGAGGAUUUUAUAAAGGUACUGACAGACAGAGUACAAAACCUUGACAGCAAAGCCCAGUCCUUACAGUUAACUGUAGAAAGACUGUCUCUCACCCUGGCUAAAACCGAUGAGGAUGGUAUUCAACAGAAAGACAAGGUACAGUCUUUGAACAUGUCCUUAUCAGGCGACAAUGCUGCCCUUAAUGAGUUACAGGAACGCAUCCAACAGUUACAAAAAGCACUCACCGGCAGUGAACAUGACCGUAGGGUACUACAAGAAAGAUUUGAUUCCACUAGACAAGCUUUGAAUGAUCAUAGGAAACAAAAUUACGACCUCCUAGAACGUGUACAGUCAUUACAGAAUGACCUUUCUGAAAGUGAAGUCAGAAGGGCAGAGGUUGAAGGUCAACUCCGUCAGAAUCAUGCUGUACUGGUAAAGAGGACAGAAACAGAACAAGAACUGAACCAGAUGGUACAGAAACUAACUCAGGAUAAACAAAACAUGCAGGACCUUAUCUCAAAUAUAUCUCGUAAUCUGUCCACUGUCGAGACACAGAAAACAGAGAUGGAGAGAACAUAUAUCAGGCUGGAGAAAGAUAAAUCUGCUCUCAGGAAAAGUUUAGAUAAGGUUGAACGUGAAAAACUGAAGACAGAAGAGAUUGCUAACACUUCAUUGAUGGAAAAGGGAUCCUUAGAUAGAUCAUUGGCUCGUCUGGACGAAGAUAAUUGUGAUCUCAAUAAACAAGUACAACAGCUCCAGGCUCAGUUAGCAGAGGCUGAGCAACAACAUGCUCAGAGGUUGAUUGAUGUAACCACAAGACAUAGAGCUGAAACAGAAAUGGAGACAGAGAGACUCCGAACUGCUCAGAUGCAAGCUGAAAAAAUGCUAGAAACAAGAGAGAGAUCAAAUAGAACUAAAAUCAAGGGUCUUGAAGAAACAGUAUGUACUUUUGUUGAGAAUGUCAAUAACAUGGUAGAUCUCCUCAAGAAUGUCAAUAAUAUGGUUGCAACAUUGAAAGACCAACUGCCCACAGAGACGAAGAAACGUCAGCUCUAUGUUUCACGUAGUGCCCGUACCGGUGAUGAAAUCCGUGAUAUUCGAUCUAUACUGGACUCUUCAUUAUCAAAUGUCACACGGGACCAGUCUCUCGAUCCACUCAUCAUGGAGACAGAAACCAGGAAACUAGACGAAUCCUUGGAAUUCCGUGGAAGUUACAGAUCACAACCAAGGCGAAGAACAAGUCCAAAUCGUUCACCAAUGAAAUAUUCUGAUAGGUUGACAUCAACACCUGCAAUGCGUCGAACCCAGAGCCCCAUAGCACUGCGUAAAAAACUAUUGAAAUAACCUGCCUAGACUUUGUAUGAGAGAUCAUGUAGCAAUAAUUUAUAGUCAUUUUGUGUGUUUGUGAAGGUCAUUCCUUUUUAUUUUUUGACAUUCCAGGGUUGUAUUUAUGAAGUAUCACAGCAUUAAAACCUUGAUUCAAGGGAGAGAAUCUUAAUUUUUUUUCAUUUUUAAGUUUUAAGAUCUGAUAACAUUUAAACAAAAUGAAAGAAAUCUUUUAUUUUAAACUUUCGUCCAGUACUUUUUUUAAAAUAAAGAUUU